AUGACUGUAUGUCGAAACAACGUUCACCCACAACCAAGGUCUAUAUCGUUGGAGGUAGUGGUUCGCAAACACAAGCAAUUUCAGUUGGAUGCCAAUGUAGCAUGGCACGUAGAAUUUUAUGAUAGCCACAGCAACAACAACAACAACAACAACGACAACAACAACAACAACAUCGAUAACAUCAAUAACAAUAACAACCGCCAAGCCAGCUCUAAAGCAAGUCAAAUCAAUAACUCAUACAACAACAACAACACAAACAACAACAAUAAUCGGAACACUAAUAACAACAACAAUAAUAAUAAUAACAACAACAAAAAUAACAACAACAACAAUAAUAAUAAAAACAACAAAAAUAACAACAACAACAACAAUGAUAAUAAUAACAGCAACAACAAUAAAAACAACAAAAAUAACAACAACAACAACAACAGCAACAACAACAACAACAAUAAUAACAACAACAACAGCAACAACAACCACAAAAGACUGCGUAACCUCAUACUGAAUGUCCAUCACGCCAGACAGACGUGCAACCUCAACGACUCCUACCCACACUGUGACGACAUUGACCUCUUGAAGCACCAGAUACUCACCUCUUACACACCCCAGGUUAACUGA
Molecule: messenger RNA, 618 nt
Organism: Helobdella robusta
Lineage: Eukaryota; Metazoa; Annelida; Clitellata; Rhynchobdellida; Glossiphoniidae
Exons: 2
Coding region: 1-618 (205 amino acids)
Source: RefSeq, a predicted model, not a curated record